Messenger RNA from Solea solea (common sole), 1297 nucleotides. It is a transcript of the gene cav3, whose product is annotated as caveolin 3. Lineage: Eukaryota; Metazoa; Chordata; Actinopteri; Pleuronectiformes; Soleidae. Gene Ontology annotation, biological process: regulation of membrane potential; caveola assembly. The coding region runs from base 244 to 702 and encodes 152 amino acids. Gene Ontology annotation, molecular function: molecular adaptor activity; transmembrane transporter binding; connexin binding. The transcript is spliced from 2 exons. The record is from RefSeq and is a predicted model, not a curated record. Gene Ontology annotation, cellular component: caveola.
GUGUGUGUGCAGGGUGGUACUCGGGCCUCCAUUUUUACCAGGACAUCUGCAGCUGCUGUCCACUGGCAUGUCACUGGGAGCGCCACAGUGGUGAUACAGUGGUUUAGAAGUGAACUGAGCGCAGCUGAGUGCAGUUUAACUCAGGCAGGUUCACUGUCACUGACUUCCCUCCAGCCCGUUUCCCAGGACCCGCAGGACCCAGGACCCACAGGACCCAGGACCCAGGACCCAGGACCCAGCACCAUGGCGGAUCAGUACCAGUACAACACCAACGAGGAGAAGAUUGUGAAGGACAGCCACACCAAGGAGAUCGACCUGAUCAACAGAGACCCCAACCACAUCAAUGAGGACGUAGUGAAGGUGGAGUUUGAGGACAUCAUCGCAGAGCCCGAUGGUACACACAGCCUGGACGGCGUGUGGAAGCUCAGCUACACCACCUUCACCGUGUCCAAAUACUGGUGUUACCGCAUCCUGUCCGCCAUCUUCGGUAUCCCCGUCGCUCUGCUCUGGGGCUUCCUGUUCGCCUGCAUCUCCUUCUGCCACAUCUGGGCCGUGGUGCCCUGCAUCAAGAGCUGCCUGAUCGAGUCCCAGUGCAUCAGCCGCAUCUACUCCCUCUGCAUCCAGACCUUCUGCGACCCCUUCUUCGAAGCCCUGGGCAAGAUCUUCAGCAGUGUGCGCGUGGCACUGCGCAAAGAAGUAUAGGAACUCUCACACAGUAGUGUUGAUACUAUGAUCGGAUGAAAUUGCAGUAUCUUUUUAUACACCAUGAAGAGAAGUCUGAAGAGAAGUCCUGGCGUUCUUGCUUACUCCCCUCGUAACGUGUUUAUUCUCCACCCGCCCACCUUCAAGCCCUCAGCUCUGAGUCCUGACGUGCCUGGUGUGCCUUUUGCCACCAGACGCUCUGCGACAGCUGCAGCAGGCAGCGUGGUUCUGUGACAGCUCUGGCAAACCCCAGUGGGGCUGUGUGCUCGUCGCUGGGCCGUCGGCCAUUUGGAGGAUCCGUCCGCUCUCAUUUAUUUGUAUCACAUAAAGGCUCACAUGAUGGCUACUCAUCCGCAACAAAUGAAAUCCAGUGCCCAGCCACUGCUGCCCCUGUGGACAGUGCUGCCCCGUACACGUCACAUUUGGCUCUUAUCAAAAAAGUUCUGCGGAUUGUUGCGACAGUUUUAACUUUGACAUAAUAUGUGUGUACAAUUAAUCCUAUCAUAAAAAAACAGAGUGAAAGGAAUUGAAAAGGUUUUCUGAAUGGAAUGAUUCUUUGUCCCAUUUCUCAGUGUAUUAAAAUAAUAUAUUCUGA